Candoia aspera is the source of this 1648-nucleotide messenger RNA. RefSeq names its product thymidylate synthetase (gene TYMS). Lineage: Eukaryota; Metazoa; Chordata; Lepidosauria; Squamata; Candoiidae. Gene Ontology annotation, biological process: dTMP biosynthetic process. Bases 97 to 1041 code for a protein of 314 amino acids. Gene Ontology annotation, cellular component: cytosol; mitochondrion. Gene Ontology annotation, molecular function: thymidylate synthase activity. The transcript is spliced from 7 exons. The record is from RefSeq and is a predicted model, not a curated record.
AACAUGGGCGGGGAACGCGCCAAUUCUAACGCUAGAAUUUCGGCCCCGCCGAGGAAGGAGAAUUGAAAGAAGCUUUUCUCGCCCUGCUAACUCGCAAUGCCGGCUGAGCUGAACGCGCAGGAGAACCCUGCGCUGCCCCAGGGAAAGCUCCUCGCCGCCGCCUCUGGCUCCUCCCCAUGUCACGGAGAGUUUCAGUAUCUCCAGCAGGUCGAGCAGAUCCUGCGGUUCGGACACAAAAAGGAGGAUCGGACCGGGACGGGGACGCUGUCCAUCUUCGGGAUGCAGGCGCGGUACAAUGUCCGAGAGGAUUUUCCACUGCUAACAACCAAAAGAGUAUUCUGGAAGGGAGUACUUGAAGAACUGCUUUGGUUUAUCAAGGGUUCUACAAAUGCAAAAGAGCUUUCUGCUAAAGGAGUUAAGAUUUGGGAUGCCAAUGGUUCUCGGGAAUUCUUAGACAAACAGGGUUUUUCUUCUAGAGAGGAAGGAGACCUAGGUCCUGUUUAUGGCUUCCAGUGGAGACAUUUUGGAGCUGAGUACAAAGAUAUGAAUACAGAUUAUACAGGACAAGGAGUAGACCAACUACAGCAAAUAAUUGAUACAAUCCGAAACAAUCCAGAUAACAGAAGAAUUAUAAUGUGUGCAUGGAAUCCUAAAGAUAUCUCUGCAAUGGCUUUACCUCCAUGUCAUGCUCUCUGCCAGUUUUACAUUUUAAAUGGUGAACUCUCUUGUCAGUUGUAUCAGCGUUCUGGAGAUAUGGGGCUGGGAGUACCUUUCAACAUAGCUAGUUACUCACUCCUUAUGUCAAUGAUUGCCCAUGUUACAGGCUUGAAGCCUGGUGAUUUCAUACAUACAUUAGGAGAUGCUCAUAUAUAUUUAAACCAUAUUGAACCUUUGAAAAUACAGCUUCAAAGGGAACCAAGACCUUUUCCCAAGCUCAAAAUUCUUCGUAAAGUUGAAAACAUCAAUGACUUCAGAGCAGAUGACUUUGAGAUAGAAGAUUAUCAUCCGCACCCAGCUAUUAAAAUGGAAAUGGCUGUCUAGUGAACUUUUUCUGAGGCUGUCUUAAUGUUCGGCCUGAAGUUAAUGCUUUUAAGUAUCAUUAGUAUUCAAAUCACUUAAAAGGUCAAAAACAUAGGUUCUUACAAAUUGUUCAGUUUUCAUAUGAAGCUUGCAUUUGAAGCAGACUGUUAUAGAUGCAUCAUGCACAGGGACUAUAAAGGAUUUCUGUAGUUCUGAAUUAUCUAAUAAAUCAUAUGUGCUGUUAUAAAUGUUAUCUGAAAUCUUAAGGGAAAGAUGUACUUCAUUCAUUUUUUAAGUUAACCUGGCAAAGUUCCAGUAGAACACGGUAGAAUAGAAAAUGCAACAAACAUAGCUUGGGGGAAUAGGUAGUCAGCAAUUUUUAAAUGAAAUAGACUAAUUGUACUGAUGUUUUCAGAAAUGGCUGAAGCCAUGAUAGAGAACUACUGAGAAUGUUAGUUUUACAGAGCUGCCCGUGCAUGCUUAUGCAAAAGACUAUCUGAGCUGUAAGAUCUGAGGUAGAAAUGAAUGGCUCCUGCACUGCCUAACAGCUACAUUUUUCUCCAAGCAUCUAUUCCCUCUGCAGUGAUGGCAGAUGAACCCUCUUAGUCUUUUUCUUGCCCUUUAUAAA